Molecule: messenger RNA, 2872 nt
Organism: Procambarus clarkii (red swamp crayfish)
Lineage: Eukaryota; Metazoa; Arthropoda; Malacostraca; Decapoda; Cambaridae
Product: abasic site processing protein HMCES
Biological process (GO): DNA damage response
Molecular function (GO): single-stranded DNA binding
Source: RefSeq, a predicted model, not a curated record
AAAAUAUUAGUGUGCGAUGUUGUCAAUGUACGGAGUGUCUUGUGACCCCUGACACCACCUCACGCUUCAAACUAGCGUUAUGAAAUAACAUUUGAGUAUACCUCUUGGUAUACAAAGUAUACACGUCAACUACAGUCACUAAGAAUUAGCUGAGAGUCUUCAAGAUGUGUGGAAGAACGGCCUGCACUCUAGCACCAGAUGAAAUUUGCAAGGCGUGCAGUAGACUGACAGUUACCGACAGUGGAAAGAAGCAAUACCAAGCCACUCAGUGGCAGGACCACCCAGGGAAUUAUUCUUAUUCACCAUCAUGUAAUAUGGCUCCAUCUCGCUUCACUCCUGUUAUGAUAAGUGAUCAGCAUGUUCAAGGUACAAAGAGGAGUCAUGAUGGUGAGAAAGUAGCUCUUCAGCCUGUCAUACAGCCCAUGAUGUGGGGGCUUAUUCCUCCAUUCUAUAAGGGCUCAUCUCCUACUGGCCAUGGCUUUAAAACUAUCAAUUGUAGAUCUGAAGAUAUAGAGGAAAAGAAAACUUACAAACCAUCACUUAAUAAAGGUCAAAGGUGUGUUAUCUUGUGUGAUGGCUUUUAUGAGUGGCAGACCACGAAAGGAGAGAAAGACAAGCAGCCUUAUUUCAUAUAUGCUUCUCAACCGAAAGGGGUUGAAAUAUGGAAUCAAGAAAGCUGGAACAUGCCAGAUGUAUGGAGUGAAGAGGAAGGCUGGAAGGGACCUCAGUUGCUAAAAAUGGCAGGAAUCUUUUCACAUUGGUUUUCAACAGAGGGAGAAGAAGUGUGGAGCUAUUCUCUGUUGACCAUGGAUUCUGGGAAGAAGUUUUCUGAUCUACAUCACAGAAUGCCAGCCAUCCUAGAGACAGAUCAAGAUGUUGAAGACUGGCUAGACUUUGAACGCAUUGGCUACAAGGAUGCCCUAAUGAUACUGAAGAAUGACGUUGAAUUAACAUGGCAUCCUGUCUCAAGUGAUGUUAAUAAUGUCCGCAAUCAAGAGCCUAAUUUGAAUGCACCUGUCAGCAAGGACAAGAAGCCACCAGACACACCUAGUAGUAGACUCAUGUCUGCUUGGUUGAGCAAAGGUACAGUAAAAAAUGUUAAAUCAACACCUAUAAAAAAUGAAUCAUUAAAACCAACUGAACAAAAAGAAAAGAAGCCAUCGUCCCUUGAGAAAUGGCUUAAGAAGGAAUCUGAUCAAAGUACUGGUGAUACUUGAACAUAUAUUCAGAGCUUUUAUGUGACAUUUGGAUAUCAUAUCUACAACACAAUUAAAUUGUUGGAACAUGAUCAUGCGUGUUAUGAAAUUUAAAUGUUCAUCCAAAGCCAUACUGAGCAAGGAAACUGUAUUUGUUAUGAACCUGUACAAUAGUUAACAUCUGUAGAGCAAAUAUAUUUGAUAUUACAGUACAGUAUAUUCUUUUGACAUGUAGAUCAUUUAACUUGCAGUAUAUUUUUAAAAUUGCAUACAUUUGAUUUGAAGAUGAAUAUAUUUUUUUACUUUCAUUUUGCUUUUCAUAGCAGUGAGUAGUUAUUCUACAAAAUUCAUGUUACUUUCCUCUACACUCUAUUAAAAAGGAUACAAAAAAGUCAAAUUCACUUGUUUGUUUUUAAGAUCUAAAUAUUGUACUAAAGGUCAACUACCUUAUACUGUGUUUCAACAUGUCAGCGGUGUUAUAUUUUCCAACAUGUUGAUAGGUACAGUAUUUAGAUGCUUUAAAUUUUGGAAGGUUCUUUAUUUGUCAACAUUUACAAUUGAAUUUUGUUUCCUUGGCAGUGUAUUUAUUAUUCUUUUUAUAUCUUUGUUUUUAUAUCUUGUAUCUUUUGAUAUCUUUGUUUUUAUAUCUUGUAUCUUUUGAUAUCUUUGUUUUUUAUAUCUUGUAUCUUUUGAUAUCUUAUAUUUUUUGCUUUGUAAUACUAACUUUGUGUUUCAUGUCUGUUGUUUCAAGCAUUCCAUUAUUCUUACUCAGUUGUUGUUUUUAGUAAGUCACACAUUCCCCUCUCAUAAAAGCAGGUUAAGAAAUUUUCUGUUGGACUAAACAUUAACACAAAUAGGAAAAUAGAAUUUCCUGGAAUAAGCCCGUAUUAGCAAAUUUACUGUACUGUAUAUACUUAUUUACCGUAUAUCUUGCAAAUGAACAUUAUAUCCAGUGACAAUAGCCACAUUUAUUGACACAGGCAACUCUCAGUGAUCUGAAUUGCUGAAGAAUCUAUCAACGAUCUGCAGUAAACAACUGUUUUAUCUUUUUCUACAGUACAGUUUAAGCCUGAUAAAGACUAUUAUUAUAAAAUACACACUCAGGAAAUUUAUAUACAGUAGUUAGUUCCAGAUCAUCAAGAGUUUCUUGCACCAUUCACUGACAAUAGCUUCAGUUACAUUUGGAGUGGUAUGUUCUGCCUCUCAUUCCAUUUAUGUUGUCAUUACAUAGCAAACUGAGAAAGUUCCAACCCUCAUCAACCCUUCAUUUCUUUAUGUUUUAAGUGUAUAGUGUAUUUAAGUGUAUUUAUAGUCUAAUACCUCAUUCACAAAUUAUUCUGGCCUUUCAUUAUGGAUGAUAAAAAGAUUUGUAAGCAAACCUCUUGGAUCCACAGUUAUUGGUAUCGAGUCUACUCUAGUACAGUACUGUACUUUUAACACAUCACAACUACAUUGUUCUCUUGAAUAUACUCCAGAUAUGGUUUACUCAGUUUUGCUUUAUGUUUUAUUUCAUGUUUUUCAUGCUUUAUGUUUCAUUUAUUUCAUUUUCAUUUAUUUCAUGCUUUAUGUUUAUAUUUAUGUUGUAUUUAUUAACAGCAGAUAUUUACUUUACUGUUUUUACUGUUCACUUGUUUAUUUUAUUUUUUAAUGUUCUGCUAAUAAAAAAAUUCAGAAUU